Messenger RNA from Anneissia japonica, 2296 nucleotides. RefSeq names its product SPRY domain-containing SOCS box protein 3-like. The transcript is spliced from 7 exons. Bases 162 to 887 code for a protein of 241 amino acids. NCBI's taxonomy places the organism in Eukaryota, Metazoa, Echinodermata, Crinoidea, Comatulida, Comatulidae. The record is from RefSeq and is a predicted model, not a curated record. Gene Ontology annotation, molecular function: protein binding. Gene Ontology annotation, biological process: proteasome-mediated ubiquitin-dependent protein catabolic process. Gene Ontology annotation, cellular component: SCF ubiquitin ligase complex.
UUCCUGUGAUAUCGGUAUGUCAUAAUUGAUAAAACUGAGUGACUUAUUCCAACGGAAACAGGCGAAAACUGUGUGUGGUGGUGGCCGAGAUUAGCUUGCUCUCUGUUUAUGUGGGCAGCAGCUCACGGGAAAGAGGCCCAUCGGCCAGGAUCCUCAUUAAGAUGGGAAAAAAAUGUGACGGCAUGGUUGAAUCACUGCAUGCAUUUAACGAAUACCACUCAGACGAUUGGUGCUGGGACGCAUGUAACAAGUCAUGUGAUGUCAUACUAUCGACCAACCACUUAGCUGCAUAUUUUCAUAUAGAUCCAGUUUAUGAAAGUAUUGGAACCGCAGGUGUACGUGGAACAAAAGGUUUUCGGGAGGGGGAAUACUAUUGGGAGGUGAUAUUUACAGAGCCCCCUUUUGGUACGGCAGUUAUGGUAGGAGUGGGUACUCGACAGGCUUUGUUGCACACCAGUAAUUAUCAGUAUGUUAAUUUAAUAGGUAUGGACAGCCACAGCUGGGGUAUCUCUCACAAAGGAACCAUAUGGCAUGAUGGGAAAUAUAAACAUUAUUGUGAGCCAUUUUUUGACCAACAAACUCGCAUCGGUAUUCAACUUAACCUGUACAAUGGCACGCUAACAUUUUAUAAAAAUGGUGUCAGCUUAGGUGUAGCAUUUACAGGACUGUCGGGAAAAGAUAUAGAAGAACUUUACCCUUUGGCCUGUUCAACAUCAGCGUUAACUGAACUUGAGCUUGGAGUUAGAAGCUCCCGUAAAUUAUCCCUCCAAGAAAAAUGCUACUCAGCAAUUUUGAACAGUAUUGGAAACAGUAAGCACAAAGUGGAUAUGUUACCACUACCCCCUCUGUUGAAAAACCUUUUGAAGAGCAUCGCCAUGUCAAAGUGAACUGUGAUGCCAAGUGUAUAGAAAUCUACCUUGAUGAAAAAUCUGGAGUUUUUUCAUAGGUGUUCGUGAUGCUGUGUUUUAACAGCAUUAAUCCAAAGACUAAUGGAGGGUAGUAUUCAUGGUUCCUAUAUAGGUUCCAUUGUAUUAUAGUACCUAAUAUAGGAUCCAAUGGCAAUCUAUGGUAUUGAAUUGUGUGACUGUUUCAUUGGUACAAAUCAGCUAACAUCUAUAUAUAUUUUUUCUGUAUAUUUUUUGGUAUCACAGGAUUUUGAAUUGCUUAUUUCCAGUGUGCUGAAAAAAACAACCAUUUCAAGUCUUCCCAAAAAAGAAGAGUUUAUUUUUAAGUGAUAUUAUUGUAUUAGUGACUUGGCAAACUUUUUAGAUAUUGGAAAUUGAAUAUUUUAUAUAAAAAUGUAUUUAUGUGCAAUAUAAUGAUUAUGUUAUGUUAGGAAAAUUUGUAUCCCAGAUAAAAAAUGCAUUGUGUAGUGUUUGUGUAUAGGAAUAAUUUUUUGCCCAACCUCGUGUAUACUCGGUUCAUUCUCAAAUACUUAAUCUGCGGAAAAAAAUAUUUCGCAAGUGAUAUAGGCGGGAAUCAAAACCUUGACCUAGAUAACUAGUCUGGUAUCAUAACCACUAGAACACCAAGCUUGUAUUUAGUGGUAAGAAUUUGAUUGUCAAGUUGCACUGAGUGCUGCAAUGUUAUUUCUUAAGUGAUUUGGGUGGGAUUCAAACCCAUGAAUUGUCUGGUAUCAUAACCACUAGACUGCUUAGUGGCUAGUAUUGAAGUUGAUCCUGAAGCCUGUUUUCCACCUGCGAAUUUACAAGCGUUGGUUCAUGCGCAUGCACCUCCACAUUUCUAUCAGAGUUUGCGCUUCAGGCGAAAUCGGUAGUUCGAAAUGUUUUUAAUUUUUGCGAAGGAACCGAGUGGAACCGAGUGGAAAACAGGCUUUAUGUAGUAGCCGGUACAGUAUUGCAAUGCUAUCAAAGUACGAUUGUGGGAACUGUUUUGAUUGGUCAGUUGUGAAGUUUGAUUGACACUCCGGAAUGGUCAAUUAUUUGUACUGUAAUUAUUACUUUAUAUUAAUGUUGGAUGAAAUUGCAUUUUGGCUGGAGUUACUCUGUAUAGGCAGUAGUAUAAGAGUGUUUAGUUAUUUUAGAACAAACCUUGGACAUGUAAUUUUUCCGUCCCCAAUGUGAAUGAGUGAUAUAAUCUUUUGGUUAAAAUGUGAAAGUAAAUUAACCAUUCACUGAGAACUUAGUAAUAUGACAACCAUUUCUUCAAAAACACUAUUUUGAGAUGACACUGAUCCAGAUAAUGUUUUUUUUACUCUGUUAAAUGUUACUAUAGUAGUAUACCUGAUUUAUAGCAGAGUUUCACUGAAUAAAUAAAAACAUUCUUUAUUCCAAAA